AGAAGGAAAUAAGAGAGCAUAACACUCCACUUCUGUUCAUUGGAGAGAGAGAGAGAGAGAGAGAAUCAAAGCCAAGGCUCAUGAGUCAGUGUAUGGUACCCAAAUGGAAUCUAAGGCACCAAAGACAAGAACAGCAAGUAGAAGAAGAGGGAAACAGAUCUUCUCACGUGCUCAACCAGCAGAAUAAUCCCAGUCUUGUAUUUGUCCCUAUGUCAAAUUAUGAAGUUGCAGAGCUGACAUGGGAAAAUGGCAAGCUAGCCAUGCACGGCCAUGGUGGGAUCAAUAUUCCCACUGUCCCAACAAAGCCCACAUGGGGUGCCACAGGGGACACACUAGAGUCCCUUAUCAAUCAAGCUACAUACCAUAACCACAACCUAAAUUCAACCCGACACGACCAGAACCCGACCAAUAUAAGCUCCAUCGUUGCAUCUUCAGGCGGGAAACGGGGCAAGAGCUCGAGCCACCUGCAAAUGGAUCGAGGUAUGGUGAAAAAAGGUCGUGUUGGGUCGGAAUCUGAUCGGUGUGGGAGAAAUUUCAGCAGUAGCGUUGCUCAAGAGGAGCGAGGAGACCGUAGCGCUUGUGCUAGUGCUAGUGCCAAUUUUGUUAGGGAAAAGGAUGCAACUUUGAUGACUUGGGCUUCCUUUGAAUCUCCUCCUCCGAGCUUGAAGACUAAAACCACUGAUGAGGAUUCAGCUUGUGAUCUUGAUGGCUCGGAAAACCGGGACGAAGAACAUGAGACCAAAGGGGAUACAGUCCGCUCCCACUCAACAAGACGAAGUCGUGCAGCUGCUGUUCAUAACCAGUCGGAGCGGAGACGCAGAGAUAGGAUCAAUCAGAAGAUCAAAGCUCUGCAGAAGCUGGUGCCAAAUGCAUGUAAAACUGACAAAGCUUCAAUGUUGGAUGAGGUGAUCGAGUACUUGAAACAACUUCAAGCACAAGUUCAAAUGAUGAACACUGUAAGAAACAUGCCCCAAAUGAUGAUGCCUUUAGGAAUGCAGCAACAACUCCAAAUGUCUCUCCUAGCCCGAAUGGGCAUGGGGGUCGGGUUCGGGGUGGGCAUGGACAUGCUUGACAUGACCAAUGUGGCAAGACCUGUGGCUCAGUCUCUCCCUCCUGCCCUCAUCCACCCAAACCACCCCGUUGCCGCUGCCUCGACCGCCUUUGUUCCACCUCCCUUUGUCGUACCGCCGAUGAUCCCAGCUCGCUCUCCGGCUCAAGCGACAGCUGGUGCCACUACCAGCUCUCCGGUGCCUUUCAGUGAUCCAUAUUGCGCGUUUCUAGCACAAUCCAUGAAUAUAGAUCUGUACAACAAGAUGGUAGCCCUCUACCGACAAGUCAACCAAACCACACAGCCAACAAGCAGCCCAUCACAGUCAAAUCACUAUCAAGGGGAACGAUGAAGAUAUGUAUCUAAUUGUAUUCAACCACUGAGAAGCAGCUAAUAUAUGAGAAGAAAAUGAAAUUGUCAAGAUCUAAAUGUCUUUCUUAUAAAUCAACUGGAAUGUGAUUAAUUUGGACCAAUUUUUAUAUAAAAG
Molecule: messenger RNA, 1535 nt
Organism: Ilex paraguariensis (yerba mate)
Lineage: Eukaryota; Viridiplantae; Streptophyta; Magnoliopsida; Aquifoliales; Aquifoliaceae
Source: the annotation of a GenBank genome assembly